GGGCUGCACACGUGGGUGCGCCGGCGCCGAGCGGCGGCCGCGGAGCCAUGGGCAAGAGCCGGGCGCGGCGGUUCCGCAGAGCCCCCUUCUCCCCCGCCGGCCCCGAGCAGCGCCGCGACGGGGAGGGGGACCCCGAGGACGAGCCGGCCGCGGAGCUGCUGGAGAAGCUGCAGCACCCGAGUGCUGAAGUGAGAGAGUUUGCCUGUGCCAGUAUUUCCAAGCUGUUGCAGCAGCAGCACGUUAUCCCAGCCUUUCUGCAGAGAGAUGUCGUCCGGUGCUUAGGACCACUGCUGAUGGAUCACAGCUUAGCUGUUCGCGAGACGGCUGCCGGCGCUCUCCGAAAUCUGAGUGCUUGUGGAGGAUUUGAAGUCUGUGAUGACAUGGUGACGAAAGACAUCAUGACACCCCUUGUUGCGCUUCUGAAAGAGUGUAGCACUGGACUGGAUGCUAACCAGCUCUCUCCAAAGAAAUGCGGAGUGAUGAACAAAAAUUAUAUUGAAGACAUAGCCAAUGAGGCUAUCAACUUGCUGUGGAAUGUAUGUGAAUGCAACAAUACCGCGGUGUCCAUAUUCAAUAAAGAAGGAUGUCUGGAAGCUGUGUUACAUUGCAUGAAGAAAUUCUCCACAAAUGUGGAUCUGGCUAUUUCAGUAGCGAACUGCUUGCAGGCAGUGACGGAAGAUAACCCGGAUCUUCUUUCUUCAUUCAAUGCUUCUGCACAACGAGUCUUGGAAACGGUGCUGUUGUGUUCGGAGAGCACAAUGAAGCACGUCCUGCUGAGGACACUCAUAGCAGGCACUAUCUGGAAUAUCAAGGAUUCCAUUCCACCAGGCAGCCUGGGAAGCAUGGUUAAUGCAAUCCUGAAGAUAUUUUCAGAAGCAUUGGCAAUAGACGCUGGUGAAACAAUUAUUCAUAUGCAUGAAGCUGAAAAAAAAAGGUUAAAACUUGCUGUAGAGGCAGAAACUGAGGAAAACAUGAGUGACGUUAUAGACAACAGUGUUUUGAGCGAAGAUGAUAACAUGGAAGAAAUACCGAAAGGGAAAGUCGGAAGAGAAAACGAUGUUUCAGACCUACUUCCAUUUGAUAAGUGGGAACUGAAGGAGGUGACAGCCUUACUGAUGGCUCAGCAGACCGCUCUAGAAAUCAUUGUUAAUAUGUGCUGCACUGAAGAUCCCUCCGAUGAUGAAUGGGAAGAGCUCUCCAGCAGUGAUGAAAGCGACUUGUUUAUGGAAAACUCGUACAAUGAAGGGAGUGGGCUGCUAAUGUCACCCCUGUGCCUCUCUGAUGAGGUUAACUCGGCGUUUCUGAACAACCUCAUUCCAAAGAAGAUUCUUGAAAAAACUGCUUUUCCGAACAGUGUUGCUCUAGACAUCUGUAUGCACAAUCCGUCUUGGAAACCAUUAAUUAAAAAGCUGAACGCCGUGCAGUGUCGAGCUUUGACGUGUCUUCACAGCAUUUUGUUGGUGUCGGACGUGGAUUGUCUGGGAGGAGCUUCAGCACUUCAGUCCCUUGCACAGCAUCUCUCACAGCUAGUUUUUUCUAAAACGGAACUCCUUGCAGACACAGAAUUCCUGGAAGCCAUAACCAGCGCGCUGAGGGCUCUCCUACAAACAAUGGCAUCAAAGAACAUCUCCCAGUGCAUGACUCCCGAGCAGCUCUUGGCUUUAUGUGAGGCUGCUAUUCACAGCAGCAACGCCAGUGUUCGAGUGAACGUCGUGAGCAUCCUUGGAAUCUCUGGCAGCGUCCUGGCGAAAGGACAAGAUACAGCUGAAACACUAAAGAUGAUUGGAAAAUUUCUUCUUGAGGUCGCUAUGAAGGAAUCCUCUCUUGUCGUAGCAGGGGAAGCCUUGGAUGCACUUUUCGAUGUAUUUGCAGAUGGUAAAGAAGCAGAAAAGGCCGCGGUACAGAUCAAGUUGCUCCCAGCACUGAAGGAAUUCCAGCCAAUGUUCAAAAUGAGGAUGCGAAAAGAAGGCAAAGGACAAUAUAGUACAGAUCAACUGUGUGUGCUUGACAAUGUGAAGAUGAAUUUGAGAAGAUUCAUUGCAUAUCAGGAGACACUAGGGAAAACUCCAACUUGAAACAUCAAGGAACUUUACACUAAGGUUUCCCUUAUUGAAUAAUGUUUUCCAAAAAUAUAACCGUUUUGAACUUCGAAAAUGUAUUGAGCAGAGCAGUUUUGUUAAUACUGCAUUUUUUUUACAUGUAGUAUUUUUAUACUUCUGGGUUGAUGCAAUAUGAAACUCUCAUCAGUGUAAAAAAACACAGCAUACUUUGAAAUUCAGUGUUAGCGGUGAUAAGAAUGUGCUCUUGUGGUCCUGAGGUCUGUACACAGCACCACCGUCGUUGCUCAGAAACCCUCAUGCAUCCUGGCAGAAAACUGUAACUGCACCAAGAAGUAAUUUAGAGAAUAUUCUCGGUUAUGUGGCAGAUCAAGAGAAAAACUGUAAAAGCUCAAUAUGUUUUUCAGGGAAUUGAGCAGGGGCAGGAUGUUUGGAUUUGCUCUUACCUGUCUUUAGAAUUGCACGGGCACUUAUGGCAAGUUUCCCAAGAGGAGCGUGUGACGAACGUGUAGAUUACUGUCUGUUACUUCAUGAGCUUGAUCAAAGAGAAGCCUGUUUCAGAUUCAUUCAUGAUGAAUUCAGUGUGACAGCUUUUUGCUGUGGAAAUCAGUGUAAGAGGAUCCUACGCUUAUAUGCAGCUCCCUGGUUUUACUUUGUUUUGAUUGGUGUUUCUGCAAAUCAAGUCUCCCGAAUUACUUUCUUCCUUGUAAUUCUACAUCAGGAUGAAUUUGAAUUCAGGGAGGUGGUAAACUUAUUAAGUAUUUUUUAUAGCGAGGUGUUAUCUAAAGUAACUUUAUAAUUACUUAAAAUACCCUUUUUCAUAUAUUUGUGAUAGAGAUUUUUAAGCUGUAAAAUACAGAAAUUAUUUUCAAAAAAUGCCGCUGGUUCAUGAAGAUUGUAUGUGAACUUCCGUAUACCUAAAGCUUUGUUUCUGUUUCCGUGAACGAGAUCUUCUCACAUGCGUUUUUUAAGGGGAAAAAACCCACAACAAACCACCAAAGCAUUUUGUUAUGCUGUUUUUUGAAAUGGGACCUUUUUCUUCCCUUUUACCAUGCUGCCUUAGCACAGGCAUCUAGUUUUUGGCGAAAUUUUGCCCACGGUGUUAGGCGUGGAACUACAAAGCCCAGAUUUGCUCGGUUUGUUAGAUUUCAGUCUCUUAGGUUGGAGAGCAGGCUCAGGGACUGACCGGCUAACUUGCAAACGGCUGACUUUAUGAAAUCCUGACAGAGAAAGGGAAAAAGCGAGUUUAAGCAGCUCUACUGCCUGGAAGUCCUGUUAUUGCUGUUACUUGGCAGGAGCUGGAUGAAGUGUGUGCUGUGGUGCGACGCCUGCUGAUCAAACGAGUGAGUGUGGGACGGGGAGGGCUUGAGGCCAUUGAGCCUGGCCUAGAGAAGUCCAGGAGAAGUCCUGAGGAGCAGCUGGAAGGUUCUCCUGGGAUCUGGCAGCAAAGAGGGCUGGAGUGUCGCAGUUGAGGUGGAUUAUGGCAUCAGACUGCACCGUGCGUGGAUUUUAAUCCCAAUGUUAAUUACUCUUGCUGUGACUGCAGAUAGGAUAAUAUUAACCUGAUAAGAGAUGUUAGUAUUUGUAGCACUUAAAAAGACAUCCACGCACAAAGUUGGGCUCUCAUUUUCUGGGUGCCACAUAGAAUUGUAAGGUGAUCCAGGUUGGCGAGGAUCUCUGGAGGUCUCAGUCCAGUCCGCUGCUCACAGCAAGGCUUACCUGGGAGUCAGAUAGGUUGUGCUAGGCCUUGAGCAUGUCUGAGGAUGGAAACGCCACAGCUCUGGGCAGCCUUUUCCAGCGCUUGACUGCCCUGCUGUGAACACUUUUUUUUCUUUUUCCCCUUGUACCUACUAGGACUUCCCCCUGUUGCAAAAUGUGCCCCUUGUCCUUUGCACGCCACAAGAAGCAUCUGUCUCCGCCUCUUAUAACCCCCAUCUGGCAGCUGAAAAUAACAAUUAUAUUGCACUCCCGUCCGGGCUGAACCAACACAGCUCCCUCAGCCCGUCCUCCUGUGCUCCAGCCCUCUGACCAUCCGGGCGCCCUUCUGCUUUGCCUGCCCUGCUGCCUCUUAUACCGGGGGGCCCAAAACUGGACACAGUAUUCCAGAUGUGAUCUCACGAGUGCUGAACAGAGGGAAGGAAUUGGUUUUCUGCUAAUGCAGCCCGUUAUUUGUGAGCCUUCAUCACCACAGAGCUGCGCUGCCGACUCCUCCUCAGCUUAUCGUCCACCAGGACCCUUAGGUCCUUCUCUGCAAAACUGCUCUUUGGUCAUUCAGUCCAGAGCCUGCUCUGUUUUAUGGGGUUACUCUGUCCCGAACGUGGGACUUUGUAUUUGACAUCAUGUGUAGCAGUCAGAGUCUGGUUCCUGGGGGCUGGUAGAACAAUAAAGUAUGUUAUUUUUUGUUUA
This is a messenger RNA of Columba livia (rock pigeon), 4463 nucleotides long. RefSeq names its product HEAT repeat containing 3 (gene HEATR3). The transcript has 15 exons. Lineage: Eukaryota; Metazoa; Chordata; Aves; Columbiformes; Columbidae. Gene Ontology annotation, biological process: protein import into nucleus; ribosomal large subunit biogenesis. The coding region runs from base 48 to 2075 and encodes 675 amino acids. The record is from RefSeq and is a predicted model, not a curated record.